AUGCACUCGCGGAGUGCAACCACCCGGCAACGGGUUCCGCCCAUAGAUUACGAUUGUCCACCUGCACCUCAUGCUUCGCAUCACAGUUAUCAUCCGCACCCCCAAGUUUCGACGAGGCAGCGGAUGUACGACCAGCAUCACAGUCGAAGACCAUCAACAUCCUCAGUGCACUAUCGAGGCUAUCCGCCGGCGCCGGUGCAUCGACCACCGUCCCCACCUACUUCGGAAACUACAGAAUCUUCUUGUGACAAAGAACGACAGCCAAUCUUCCGAAGCAGAAGCCGCUAUGCUCCACAUCACGGGACCCUGAGAUCGUCGAGGUCCGUACCGUCGUUAGCGGUGGCGACAUGGGACGGCGAACCGUGUCCGCUCCACGGGGAAUGGAUCCGAGCCGGGGGCAUGACGCCGGUCCCGUUGAGUCGCUUCGCUUCGACGAUGAACCUCCGACCUCCCACGCGAGCGCUCAUGGUUCCUCAGACGCCAUAUCCGAUGCCUUUCUUCUCGCAAGCUCCGCAACACCCUUCCUUCGUGCCCAUGAGAAUGAGGUAUAACUUGGGAGAUUUCCACCGAGGCCCUCCGUUCUUCCCGAUGACCAGGGGCCCAAUGCCCUUCGAGUACAAGGGUCAACUGUUCGAUGACGAACCCGAGCCCGUUUGCCGAGGACAGCUCAUAGUUGUUUGGCUCAUAGUGAUCGUCAUCACGACCGGAAUCAUUCUCGGAAUAGUUCUUAGCCUGACCAUAGCUUGA
Messenger RNA from Galendromus occidentalis (western predatory mite), 747 nucleotides. RefSeq lists its product as uncharacterized. Lineage: Eukaryota; Metazoa; Arthropoda; Arachnida; Mesostigmata; Phytoseiidae. Bases 1 to 747 code for a protein of 248 amino acids. The transcript has 5 exons. The record is from RefSeq and is a predicted model, not a curated record.